AUGCCUCCUACCAACCCCAGAAAACGAGCAGCACCUGGAGCUUCACCAGCAACACAAGCAUCCGCCAUGCCGCAAUCCUAUACUGCACCUAGCCAGGUGUCGAAUGCAGAGUUUCUUCGAUGGAGCCAAGGUCCCGAUAAUACCGCCUACCCCGAUCCUGCGACUUUCAACAUGAAUAGUUACAGUGGCAACGGCUUAACGCAAGCGCCUUAUGAUCAGUCCGUUCCUGCUACAUCAACACAGCUGGCUCGCCGACCCGUCAACCGACAACUCGUCCCCACGGGACAGCGACCCGGCUACGACAAUACAGGCGAUCCUUGGGGUCAGUUUGGGGACGACUCCAUACUUGAUCCGCAAAAUCCUGUGGCGAUGGAGGAGACGGAUAGCAUCGAAGCGCUCGAAGAGAGGGCGACAGUUGCGAAGAGGGAAGCACAAGCGAAGCGGAAACAGAUUCCGCCGUUUGUGCAGAAGUUAAGCAGCUUCCUUGAGGAAUCGAGAAAUACGGAUCUCAUUCGAUGGUCUGAUCGAGGCGAUUCGUUUGUUGUGUUGGACGAAGACGAGUUUGCCAAGACUUUGAUACCCGAACUGUUUAAACACAACAAUUAUGCGUCCUUCGUCCGGCAACUGAACAUGUAUGGCUUCCACAAACGGGUCGGAUUGUCGGACAACUCGAUGAAGGCGAGCGAGAGGAAGAACAAGAGUCCCAGCGAGUACUACAACCCCUACUUCAAGCGCGGCCAUCCGAAUUUGCUCUGGCUUAUCAACAAACCGAAGGGUGGAGGUACGAAAAGUAAGAAGGCGAGACAGAAGAAUGAAGAUGCGGCAGACGGAGAUAGUGAUGAUGACGGGAGAGAUGUUGAGGAGGUGUACGGCAAUAACAUCCAAAAUUCCCGGGCACUUUCAGCGGCACCGGAAUCCGGACCUCUGCAGAAACGAGAUGUAGCUGCCCUUCACAACCAGCUGGCGGAAAUACAGAAGCAGCAGAGUCAGAUCACCAAUGCCAUUCAACGCUUACAAAAAAAUCAUAAUCAGCUCUAUCAACAGUCGGUUGCCUUUCAGACGUUACAUGACAGGCACGAAAACUCGAUCAACGCCAUUCUCACGUUCCUUGCUACCGUCUACAACCGGAGUCUUGAUGGUCAGGGCCCGCAAAAUAUUGCCGAGAUGUUUGCUAAUGGUAUUCCUCACAACGUACCGCAGCAAGGAAAUGUAGUGGACAUUGGAGAUAUUGGAGAUGUAAUGAAUCAACAACAGCAAAAUCCUGGAAACCUCAGUCCUCACCGGAGACAGCAGCGAUUGCUGAUGGCUCCACCAAGCGCUGGAGGAAGAGCAACUACGGCUUCACCGUCCACAGCCGCUUCAACUCCGCUAGCAUCGGGCUAUGCUCAAACGCCUCAGUCCGGAGCCAUCGAAGAACUUUUCGAGACCUCGCCUGCAGACUCUACGCAAGUCAAGGCUGAGCCAAUUCGGCAACAGCAGCCAAGCCUGAUGAUGAACAUAAUCAACAAUACAAACGCUCGAUCCCGUCCCAACAACAGUGCCAUGGAGUUCCCAGAGAUGCUUUCCCACUACGAAAAUGCCAACGGGAAUUCCCCUCUAACAUCCGAACAACGCAACACUAUGCUCAACCUCAUCGCAAACACGACAUCCGCACCUGGAAGCAACAAUGCGCUUGUUAGCCCCACGCCUCCCGAACCCCCCACCUUGGAAGAGAUGGGUUAUACGCAGGCCGAAAUCGAUGAGCUGGUCCGUCUUCAAACGGAGCAACAAGCUCGUAUCGACGAUGUCAAGAUCCAACUCUCGCCACUCAGUCCCUCUGGCAGCAUCCCCGGUCUCGACGGCAACUCCUACUUCAACGGCACCGACUCACAUGAUCCCAACGCGGCGAACCUCGAUCUCGAUCAAUUCUUGGAUACUGGUGCGUUCUACAAUGGAAGCAGUCCGAUUGCGCAUGGAGACUACAACUACGACCACUUCAACGAUGGGACGGUCGGCAUUGGAGACAGCCACUUCGAUAUGGGUAUGGACGGUGUUCAAGAUACAGGCAGGGUUGUGGAGACAGUUGAUGGCAGCGAAGCCGCGACACCAGAAACGGGCGUCACGGAAGCAGUGCCAUUGAGCCCUCUCCGAAGCCCCAGCAAGAGACGGCGAAAGAAUUGA
This is a messenger RNA of Hyaloscypha bicolor E, 2160 nucleotides long. RefSeq lists its product as uncharacterized. Gene Ontology annotation, molecular function: sequence-specific DNA binding; DNA-binding transcription factor activity. The coding region runs from base 1 to 2160 and encodes 719 amino acids. The record is from RefSeq and is a predicted model, not a curated record. Lineage: Eukaryota; Fungi; Ascomycota; Leotiomycetes; Helotiales; Hyaloscyphaceae. Gene Ontology annotation, biological process: regulation of DNA-templated transcription. The transcript is spliced from 2 exons.